Pungitius pungitius (ninespine stickleback) is the source of this 1094-nucleotide messenger RNA. RefSeq names its product GATA zinc finger domain-containing protein 14-like. The record is from RefSeq and is a predicted model, not a curated record. The coding region runs from base 1 to 1044 and encodes 347 amino acids. NCBI's taxonomy places the organism in Eukaryota, Metazoa, Chordata, Actinopteri, Perciformes, Gasterosteidae. The transcript has 3 exons.
AUGAUCAUCAACCCAAGAAGGAAGAAAGUGCAGCACAUAUCUCACAUCAGUGUGGACCUCACCUGGUCUCACAACACCCUCCAGAUCACCAGGAAGGCCCAGCAGAGGCUACAGCAUAUAAGAGGGAAAAAAAGGCAUCAACAUGAGUGUAAAGACGUGUUUCUUCUUCCUUCUGCUCGUUGUAUAUGGCAAAGCACAGAUGCCAACCACAGCUCCAGUGACAGCCGCAGCUACAGAAACAACCACAACUCCAGUGACAACCACAACUCCAGAGACAACCACAACUCCAUCGACAACCGCAGCUCCAGUGACAACCGCAGCUCCAGUGACAACCGCAGCUACAGUGACAACCGCAGCUACAGUGACAACCACAACUCCAGUGACAACCGCAGCUCCAGUGACAACCGCAGCUCCAGUGACAACCGCAGCUACAGUGACAACCACAACUCCAGUGACAACCGCAGCUCCAGUGACAACCGCAGCUCCAGUGACAACCGCAGCUACAGUGACAGCCGCAGCUACAGAAACAACCACAACUCCAGUGACAACCACAACUCCAGUGACAACCGCAGCUACAGUGACAACCACAGCUCCAGUGACAACCGCAGCUACAGUGACAGCCGCAGCUACAGAAACAACCACAACUCCAGUGACAACCACAACUCCAGUGACAACCGCAGCUACAGUGACAACCACAGCUCCAGUGACAACCGCAGCUCCAGUGACAACCGCAGCUACAGAAACAACCACAACUCCAGUGACAACCACAGCUCCAGAGACAACCACAACUCCAGUGACAACCGCAGCUACAGUGACAGCCGCAGCUACAGAAACAACCACAACUCCAGUGACAACCACAGCUCCAGAGACAACCACAGCUCCAGUGACAACCGCAGCUCCAGUGACAACCGGAGCUACAGAAACAACCACAGCUCCAGGGACAACCGCCAACUCAGCUGUCAGGAACAAAAUGGGUGUAAUUUCAUUCGUUGUGGCCGUGAUGGCUCACAGACUACACUCAUGUUGUUAGAGUUCAGUUCUUAAUCUGUGAAUGAAGAAAGCUUUUAAAUGCUGUAAACAAUGUCAGCAGCACA